GUAGUUACCAUAUAUGAUUUUGAAAAAUCGUGUUUUUUAAACAAAGUUAAUUUUAUUAGCCUAAUUGUAGUAAAAAAUAGUGUUGACAACUUUUUAUUUGACAAAUUUUGUUACAUGACGUCAUUUACUCAAAUGUUCAUUUCUAAUUUCUAGAAGUGAUCUUUCUUUCAAGGCCACAGGGGAUCUGCAGCAGAUUUGUCUUCAAGUCGAGGGUCCUCUGUGUGUGCCUGCUCGGUGUUUGUGGCGUAAAUAAACUUAUUUUUGUGUCAUCUUUUUGUCAGUUCGUCACUUAUUCCUUACAACCAUGGCCUGUGACAGUGACGUUGAAAUUAUUGAGGAUUCUUGCGAAAACAAGGGAAACAAGAUGGAUCUCGGUGGAGAGGACGAUGAUGUUAUGAUCAUCGAGUCAAUGGAAGAAAAUGUGCUUUCACAAGAGGAGCAGAUUGAGCGAAAUAAGAAGCUCGCCGAGAAGAAAAAAGAAGAGGGAAAUCUUUCAUACACCGCCAAGAAAUACCAGCAGGCACUAGAGCUUUACUCGCAGGCCAUCGACCUGUGUCCACAAUGCGCCGCCUACCACAACAACCGAUCGGCGUGUCUGCUGAUGCUCGGGCAGUAUCGGCAGGCGCUCCACGAGGCGCGCGAGGCCGUCCGACUCGACAGCAAAUACGUCAAGGGCCUGCUGCGCGUGGCCAAAUGCCAGGUGAUCUUGGGCGAUGUGGCCGGCGCGGACUCUGCCCUGAAGCAGGUGGCCGCCCUGGACCCGCAGAACGCCAGCUUGGCCACCGAGCGGCGCAACAUGGAUGCUGUGGCGCGGCUCACGCAGGAGCUGGACCUCUCCUGGCAGAAGGGUGACUACCGGCGGGCGCUGUUCUCUGCCGAGCGGGCUCUCACCGUGGCCACUGGCAGCUCCCACCUGCGUGUGCGCCGUGCCGAGUGUCUGGUACUGCUCGGACGGUACUCGGAGGCGCAGGACAUCGUGCACGACAUGCUGCGCGCUGACAGUAUGAACGCGGACGCGCUGUACGUGCGCGGCAUGUGUCUCUACUACCAGGACGACGUGGACAAGGCGUUCAACCACUUCCAGCAGGUACUGAGGCUGGCGCCCGACCACCAGCGCGCCCGUCAGGUCUACAGGCAAGCCAAGAACCUCAAGACCAAGAAGGAGGAGGGUAACCUGGCGUUCAAGAAGGGCAGCAUGCCCGAGGCGCUGCAGCUCUACACUGAGGCGCUGGAGAUCGACCCGCUCAACAAGGCUACUAACGCCAAACUGUACUGCAACCGAGCCACGGCUCAGGCGCGCCUCGGCAACAACCAGGAGGCCAUUGCCGACUGCUCGCAGGCGAUCGAUCUCGACUCUGGCUACGUGAAGGCGUACCUGCGCCGCGCCAAGUGUUACAUGCUCACUGAACAAUACGAGGAGGCCGUCCGAGACUACGAGAAGGUGAACACCCUGGACCGCAGCUGCGAGCACCGGCGUCUGCUGCACGAGGCCAAACACGAGCUGAAAAAGUCCAAACGCAAGGACUACUACAAGAUUCUGAACCUGAGCCGAUCGGCCACCACGGACGAGAUUAAGAAGGCGUACAGGAAACAGGCGCUGGUCCACCACCCGGAUCGGCACUCUAGCGCCUCUGAGGAGCACCGUAAGGAGGCCGAGCGCCGCUUCAAGGAUGUCGGUGAGGCGUACAGCGUGCUCUCGGACCGCUCCAAGCGGCUGCGCUACGACAACGGACAGGACCUGGAGGACGGCGACGGCUUCUCCUCUUCGGACGUCGACCACAGCAACAUCUUCCAGGCGUUCUUCGGCGGCGGCGGCCCGCCCGGCGGAUUCCGGUACAGCAACAUGGGCGGCGGCGGCGGCGGCCAGCCAUUCGACUUUGGCGGCGCACACGCCGGCGGGUUCCAGUUCCACUUCGGUUAGGGAACCCCGGCCGCGGCCACGCGCGCCUGCGCAGCAUGAGAGUGUGUUCGGCCGCGACCCGAGUGAGUGAGGUGAGAGUGACCGAGCGAGUGAUGAGUGCAGAGUGAGGUCUGGAGUGUCAAUACUCCAGCCAAGUGAACGGACGGGGUGAAGUGUCGCGAUCAAAAGAUGAGAUGGUUCGAUGCGCUGUGCGUUAGACGAAGAUGUUUGCGCGCUGAGUGAUGGAGUGCGAGGGCGGUGCUGGGCGGUAUGCGAUAUGCGAGCGUCUGUCUCCAGCGGCGGCGCGAUUCUCGCGUUGUAUAUGUCGGAAGGUCAGCGAUAGUGAGUGCUUCUGCUUUUCUGUGUGCGUCGAUGGCCCGUGUCGCGAGUGGUCUCCGGAGUCACGGCGUGUCGCUGUGCCGCAGUGACGACCUAUGGAUGGCUGGUGGGGGAGGGUCAGGUUCAGAGCUGAGCUCUCAGCGUACGUGCUCUGCGCGGGCGCAACGCAAGUCGUGGGCUUUGUCGAUGUGCUGGUCAGACGACUGCUGGCUUUGGCUCGACUUAGAGCCGACUUAUGGCGAACUCGCGAGGCUGAUUAUGGGCCUGUUCCAGCACCUCCAGUAGAAAGGCUUGACUGGAGGCUCUUUUAAUAUGUUUUACUGGAGGCGUAGGAACGCAAUUUUAUAAAAAUAGGUUUAAAAAAUUAUGUGAUUUUCCUUACAUUUCAAUAGUAAAAUUAAUCUUUCUUUAAUCCUUUCUUUACGUUCAUAAUCGUCACAUGUGCGCCAUGAUUAUAGACCAGAGCCUCCAGUCAAAUGUGGACCUCGCAACUGACUGGAGGCUACUGGAGGUUUCUGGAGCUUUGGCGAGAGCUUUCUGAAGCUUACAGGAGGCGCUGGUUCUGGACUGACUGGAGAAUUCUGGAGCUUUCUGGUGUUUUCUAGAGGCGUUGGAACAGGCCCUAUCAUGGUUGGCGCCCUGGCCGCGAUGGGUUGCUGAGGGACGGAAGUGGCGGCGACCUGGUCGGGGCAACCCACCCAGCAGAGUGGGCGGUCUCACGGGAAAUCGCCCGCCGCUAGUUUUAUACCGUUACCAAAUAACUUUUCGAUGAAAAUCUACAGUAACUGAGUACCAUGGAUUCUGUUGUAAGAAACCUGUGCUUGCUGGUCCAUAAUCCGUAUGCUUGUUGGUAUUUCAUAUUUCGUUCGUAGUCUUCAAUUGCUGAAUUAAUUUAACCGAGAUACAUCGCCUAUUAGAACCCUGGAGGUGUGUCACGGACGCUGGCCGGUCGUCGAACAGGGUCGGGUUCGACCCGACUGUGGGCGUCUCGGUUCAUAAUGUACUGACCUGUUCAGAAGCCGAGUGCUCAGUGCUAGCGGUAACACCCUGUGCGGCACGAACGGUGAGCCGGUGGCCGAUUUCAGCUGGAGACGGUGAUCGCUGCGCGGGAUGAGCGUUGUGUUCAUUCUCUCGCGUCUGGUGACAACUUUCCGUACCGUGAGCGGUCAAUACAUAACCCUGAGAAA
Messenger RNA from Amphibalanus amphitrite, 3426 nucleotides. RefSeq names its product dnaJ homolog subfamily C member 7-like (gene Tpr2). The record is from RefSeq and is a predicted model, not a curated record. Bases 305 to 1921 code for a protein of 538 amino acids. NCBI's taxonomy places the organism in Eukaryota, Metazoa, Arthropoda, Thecostraca, Balanomorpha, Balanidae. Gene Ontology annotation, molecular function: protein binding. The transcript has 11 exons.